Molecule: messenger RNA, 867 nt
Organism: Dovyalis caffra
Lineage: Eukaryota; Viridiplantae; Streptophyta; Magnoliopsida; Malpighiales; Salicaceae
Source: the annotation of a GenBank genome assembly
AUGGAUUCUCGAUGGUUCCAUCAAGCAACUGCCUCAAAUGAUGGCUUCAAUGACAAGAAUAAUGCUGGAAAAAAGGUGGACCUAAACCUGAAACUGGGUUUAGCACAUCAUGAUGAUACAAAUCAUCAAAUAAACAUAAGUGAUCUAUUCAAUAAGCCGGUCUCCAUGACAACUCCUAGCCUUGCCAACUUCAGUUUUAAUGGCCUCAUGACAACUCCAAGCCUUGCCAACUUCAGUUUCAAUGGCCUCAAAACCAGUAACAAGGAGAUUAACCUUGGACCAAACAGUGGAGCUGGAAAACAUAUUGGUGUAAAUCACUUCGGCCCAUUUUGCAAUCAGGAUUUUGUUGGUCCAAACACCAAUAUCGGCAACAACAGAGGAGGAAAUAUUCCUAGGAAUGAGGUUGGAAUGAUGGUUGGAGGAUUUCCCUUGAACGAUGGCCCAAUCAGCCACCUCAAUCCAUGCACGCAUGAAAUGGGGAGCCAAUCCGAUUCAAUAAACUUAAGCAGUAAUGGAAUCGUGGCUCAAAAUACCAACCCUGUGUUACGAGCUGCUCACUCCUCCAGGCAGAAUCUUCUAUUUCCACCAGCUACUUUGAAAAAUCGUGUGCUUUUGGAUUUCUCACCCAAGAACAGUAAGACUGGAAUCUCCUCCAGGACCAACUGGAAAUAUUCUAGGCGUCAACCUGAAGUACGUUAUUAUAAUCUUUACAAGACAUGCAGUGAUGCUAACUGUGAGACGAUUAACACUCCGAUGUGGAGGAGAGGUCCCCUUGGAGCAAACACUCUCUGCAACGCUUGUGGGAUCAGAUAUAGAAAGAAUGAAGAGAGAAAGAAGGCCAAGGAAGCUGCCAAUAGGCCAGAUUGA